AUGCGAAUUCGCGAGAAAGAAGCAAAAAGCAAAUUUGGUGCUGAAUUUCGUCGAUUUGAACUAGAUCGAGCAAAAAAUAUCAGAUACGACGAAUUUUAUAAAUUUUUAGAAGAAUUACAUUUCCUUCAAAACAUUCCCUUCAAUAUUACAUACCUGGAUAAAGAUGGUGAAUUAUUAUCAAUUAACAACGAUAGCAUUAUUGAACACAUAUUACGUGUGACACCUGGUGAAUCAUAUCAAUCAACAAAUGCAACAGAUUCUCUAAGAAAACGUAAAAAAAUAUCGGAUCAAAUACAAUCAUUAAUUCAUGCGGAUUCAUCUAAAAGACAUAACUAUAAUGAACGUUCUCAACAAUUAAAUAUUGAACUUCAACCCGAUUUUCGUCUUGUUUCAUCCAUCAUUGAUGUUGAAAUAUUGCCUGUUACAUAUCGUCGUGUUCGUUUACAUCGAUAUAAAGAAAGUAAACCGUUAGGAUUUUAUAUUCGAGAUGGUGUAGCUGUUAAAAUGGGAACAAAUGGUAUUGAAAAUGUACCGGGUGUAUUUAUAUCACGUUUAUUAAGUGGUGGUUUAGCUGAAAGUACGGGUUUAUUGAGUGUAGGAGAUGAAAUUAUUGAAGUGAAUGGUAUCGAAGUAGCUGGUAAAACGUUAGAUCAAGUAACAGAUAUGAUGGUAGCUAAUAGUCAUAAUCUAAUAAUAACUGUUCGUCCAGCAAAUGACACAUACAAUUUAAAACGGAAUACAAAUGUUAGUAAUUCAAAAAAUUCUUUAAAAAUAAAUUCAAAUCAAAAUGUAGAUAUGAAUAAUACAAAUAAUAAUAAUACAACUUAUUCAACAAAUCAAAAUUCAUCGUUAGACGCUGGUGGAAGUGACGAUGACGAAGUUGAAACACAUCGUCAUAAUCAUUCAUCGUUACAUGACACUAAAAUUGAACAAGAACAAAAACCACCAUCUAUUUUAAAAUUGUAA
Messenger RNA from Didymodactylos carnosus, 966 nucleotides. The record is from the annotation of a GenBank genome assembly. Lineage: Eukaryota; Metazoa; Rotifera; Eurotatoria; Philodinida; Philodinidae.